Messenger RNA from Lactuca sativa (garden lettuce), 438 nucleotides. Lineage: Eukaryota; Viridiplantae; Streptophyta; Magnoliopsida; Asterales; Asteraceae. The record is from RefSeq and is a predicted model, not a curated record.
CCAUUCUCUGCCACAAUAUUCUUCAAACUCAACCACUUGUUUUUGCCAAUCACUUCAGAAAACUCACUAAUCUUUUCUCUAAAUCAUCACUUAUCAAGUUCUUGUAGAAGAGAAACACAUUUUCGGGUUUAAUUUUGUUAGUAAAACAAUGAAGAUGAUGGGAAGCAAUAGCAUGGGAAGAUCAAAGAGAAGGGUAUCAAGUAAGCUUGGAGGAGUUCUUAAAGAGCAAAAAGCAAGGCUUUACAUAAUUAGGAGGUGUGUGGUGAUGCUUCUUUGUUACCAAGAUUGAUUUGUUAAUUCACUACAUCUUCCUUAGAUUUGUUCUUAAAAGAAUGUGUAAAUAGAGACAUAUAUGUGUAAGGAACUUCACAAUUUUGUAAUCCUACAUAUUAGCCUUUACAUGGCUUCAUUGUAUAUUAUUAGCCUUGUGUUUUUUAA